GGACGGUGAAUUUGCAGGAUGCGCUAGGACGGUGAAUUUUCCGCUUGCUGACUAGAGCACUGGUGCUCCUCUCAUCCCCACCCCGAUUCGGCGUCGCGCACGCCACGCCGGAUCUAUAGCCAGUAGCCAGUGCGAUGAUAACCCAUCACCCAUCCCUGCUCCGCCUCCGCGCACCCCUCCCCGCCGGCCUCCGCCACGGGACUUCACACGCCUUGCUUUUCACCGCGGCCGCCUACUCUCCUCCUCCGCCGCCCCUCCGCCUGCUACCUCUGCGCGUCGCCGCUGGAGGAGCCUCACCGGUAGGUCCUGAUGGAGGCAAUCGCGCGACGCCUCCCCCGCUCGGAGCCGCGGCGCUCGACUUCGCGCGGAGCAACUUCCUCCCGCUAGCUCUAAUUGGUGGGAUGACUUUGGGACUCCUGGAUCCAACUCUUGGUUGCCUUGCUCACAAAUAUUCCCUGUCAAAAUACAGCACUUUUGGGAUAUUCAUUAUAUCAGGGCUGACUCUGCGCACUAAGGAGCUUGGCGCAGCGUUACAAGCUUGGCCUGCUGGACUCUUUGGACUAGGCUCAAUUCUGUUGUUCACACCUUUUCUUGCACAAUUUCUUGUGCAAAUUCAGUUCUUCCCUCGUGAAUUUAUUACUGGGUUGGCUAUGUUUUGUUGCAUGCCAACAACAUUAUCAAGUGGAGUCACACUAACACAGCUUGCUGGCGGCAACUCCGCACUUGCUCUUGCAAUGACAGUCAUAUCCAAUCUACUGGGCAUUAUGUUUGUACCUUUGUCUCUUGCAAAGUACAUUGGCACUGGAGCUGGAGUGUCUUUGCCUACUAAGGAAUUAUUCAGAAGCCUGGUCAACACUCUUUUAAUCCCCCUUAUUUUAGGCAAGGUUGCCCGAGAAACCUCAAAAGGUAUUGCUGAAUUUGUUGAUGGAAAUCGCCAGGGCUUUUCAGUUUUAAGUGCUGUUCUUCUCAGCCUAGUCCCAUGGAUACAAGUAAGUAGAUCAAGAUCGCUGCUAUUGUCCGUUAAACCAAAAGCUUUCGCUGUUAUUGUGACUAUUGGAGUGCUUCUACAUCUUGCUCUGCUGGCAUUCAAUGCUACAACACUGCAGGUCUUGUCAUGUCUUAAACAGAAGGAAGAGUCAGUCUUUGCGAGAAAAGAGUAUGCACGAGCUGUCAUUUUGGUGGCCAGUCAGAAAACAUUGCCAGUGCUGGUUGCUGUGGUUGAGCAGCUUGGAGGUGCUCUUGGAGAGUCUGGACUUCUGGUCAUCCCAUGUGUUGCUGCGCACAUUAAUCAGAUCAUUAUCGAUUCUAUCCUAGUAAAUUGGUGGCGCAAAAGAGAUCAACGAUCUAGGGAGCCUUGGCGCAGUGGUAAAGCUGCUGCCUUGUGACCAUGAGGUCACGGGUUCAAGUCCUGGAAACAGCCUCUUGCAGAAAUGUAGGGAAAGGCUGCGUACAAUAGACCCAAAGUGGUCGGACCCUUCCCCAGACCCUGCGCAAGCGGGAGCUACAUGCACUGGGGCUGCCCUUUUAAAAGAGAUCAACGAUCUACUAAUGCAAAAUAGCUUCAGAAUUUGAAUCUGAUCUAAGUGCAAAGAUCUACCCGAGUGAGGCUUGACAAAUCCAUGGUGAAAUAGGUUAAUUGGACUCGGUAGAUCGCUUGGUGCAUGACAAGGUCAGGAUCCUUAUGAUCCUAGAACUAUUUAGUUCGAAGUCUCCAUCAAUGUGGAGUAGGAUAACGCCAACUAUCCGAACCAUGAACAUCGUCGAGCCCCUUAUGUUAGCAAUUUCUAAACUCAAAACUCUUACUUGGAUUUUUUUUCCUGCUA
Messenger RNA from Triticum aestivum (bread wheat), 1823 nucleotides. RefSeq names its product probable sodium/metabolite cotransporter BASS4, chloroplastic. Lineage: Eukaryota; Viridiplantae; Streptophyta; Magnoliopsida; Poales; Poaceae. The record is from RefSeq and is a predicted model, not a curated record. The transcript is spliced from 14 exons. Gene Ontology annotation, cellular component: chloroplast envelope. Bases 135 to 1385 code for a protein of 416 amino acids.